AGAACUUGCCACUUAUAUGUGGUUUAUAAUUCUCCACCACAGAAACACAAGUGUGCUUAUGUUUCAUAUAUCAUCACUUAUUCACUUGUUUGUACCAAUUGUAUUUACUAAUAGCCCAUCAGUUUCUUCACUGUUUUUAUGCAUUUACAUAUAAAAAUACAGUCUUUUUAGCUUAAGAAAAUGGAUGGUUGCUGUUUUGCUGCUAUCACUUCUUCUUCCGCUACAAUUCUCAACUUUCAGGGAGGGUCAUUUUCUGCCAACAGAAGAUACAAUUGUAGAACUGCUUCAGGUCCUCAGGUUCAGUGUUCUUCACUUGCUAACCCAUUUCUUCAACAGAAGAACAAUUUCCAAUCCCCAAUACUCCGGCAAAGCUCUUCCUGUCUCACUUUGAGAUCAUAUAAGGGGAUCAUUUCUGCCGAAGCUGACAAGAAAGGUUGGGAUUUUGGCAGAUUUGUAAAAACACUAUACUUUUUUAAUGGGCCUCCAUCCCCUGCUAAGUUCUUUGAUUUUCUAGUUGAAAAAUUGACUGGACCAGCACCAAGUGAACCUGUUAAGCCAAUGGAUACUUCUGGAAUCGUCCUAGUGGCUGGAGCAACUGGUGGUGUUGGCAGAAGAGUUGUGGACGUUUUGAGGAAAAAAGGAUUGCCAGUUAGAGUUUUGGUCAGAAAUGAAGAGAAGGCCAAGAGAAUGCUUGGUCCAGAUGUUGACAUGAUUGUUGGAGAUAUAACCAAGUCUAGCACACUACUCCCGGAGUACUUUAAAGGAGUGAAGAAAGUUAUUAAUGCUGUUUCAGUUAUUGUUGGCCCAAAGGAAGGUGACACUCCUGAACGGGCCAAAUACAACCAAGGGAUCAAGUUCUUCGAACCAGAGAUUAAAGGUGAUUCUCCUGAAAUGGUGGAGUACAUUGGUAUGAAAAAUCUGAUUAAUGCUAUAAAGGAAAGUGUAGCACAACGAAGUGGAAAGCUAGUGUUUGGAUUUGAUGGUGAUUCAUCUAGAGAUCUUCCUUGGGGUGCUUUAGAUGAUGUUGUUAUGGGAGGGGUUAGUGAAAGCACAUUCCGUAUAGAUCCAACAGGGGGUGAAAAUGGCAAACCCACUGGGAUCUUCACAGGUAUAGUUUCCACAUCAAACAAUGGAGGCUUUACUAGUAUAAGGACAAAGAAUUUCACAAUACCCGAAGAUGUUUCUGCAUAUGAUGGAUUUGAAUUACGCAUUAAGGGGGAUGGGCGGCGUUAUAAACUUAUUGUUCGUACUAGCCGUGAUUGGGAUACAGUCGGAUAUACUUCAGGCUUUGACACUGUAGAAGGAUGGCAGUGGGUACGUGUUCCAUUUUCUUCUUUGAGACCUAUAUUUCGAGCACGAACAGUACAAGAUGCACCGCCCUUUGACCCAAGCCAAAUUAUUUCUCUGCAGCUCAUGUUCAGUAAGUUCGAAUAUGAUGGAAAGCUUAACCCCACGUUUGUAGAAGGUCCAUUUCAGCUUCCACUGUCAGUUAUACGAGCAUAUAUAAAGGAACCAAUCACUCCCAGGUUCAUACACGUGGGCUCUGCUGGUGUUACUAGAGUUGAGAGACCUGGACUUGACCUGAGCAAGCAACCUCCAGCCGUACGCAUGAAUAAGGAAUUGGGAUCUAUUCUAACCUUCAAAUUAAAGGGGGAGGAUUUGAUUCGGGAAAGCGGAAUUCCAUAUACAAUUAUCAGGCCUUGUGCAUUAACUGAGGAACCGGCAGGGGCUGAUCUUAUAUUUGAACAAGGGGACAAUAUAACGGGAAAGAUAUCAAGGGAAGAAGUUGCUUUAAUAUGUGUUGCUGCUUUGGGAAGCUCAAAUGCAUGUGACAAAACAUUUGAGGUUAAGAGCGUGGUUCCAUUUAGUGAGCCAUUCACAGUAGAUCCAGAGAAUCUCCCCCCUGAGAAAGAUUAUGAUGUGUACUUCAGCACUUUAAAAGAUGGAAUUACCGGGAAGGAAGCCCUGGAAAAGAGUCCUGUUCCUGUUUGAUGGGUGAAGUGAGUAUCAGAAUUUUACUCCUAGUUCUCAUGUAACCCAUGAUUUGGACAUGGAAAAGCUGAAGGAAACCGAAAACUUUGCUGCAGGUGUUUGGAAGACUUGGCUGUCUUUAUAUGAAAAUUAUAUAUAUAUUUAUAUACAAAUUCUAGAUAUACA
Daucus carota subsp. sativus is the source of this 2157-nucleotide messenger RNA. Its product is annotated as protein HIGH CHLOROPHYLL FLUORESCENCE PHENOTYPE 173, chloroplastic. The transcript is spliced from 17 exons. The coding region runs from base 181 to 1992 and encodes 603 amino acids. The record is from RefSeq and is a predicted model, not a curated record. NCBI's taxonomy places the organism in Eukaryota, Viridiplantae, Streptophyta, Magnoliopsida, Apiales, Apiaceae.